AUGAUAUCCAGCGAGGAGGCCCUCGAGUAUCUUUUUGACGAGUCAAACUACAAUUUCCGCCACUUCUUGCAGGAGGUGUCCUCUGGGAAUUCGACGGAAAACACACAGGUGCCGUUGAUCAUCAACACCGUGGAGCUCUUUGCAUUUGGCAAUUUGGCACAUUACAUCAAGUACAAGCAACACUACGUGGAGCUUCCGCAGCAAGGUGUGGAGAAGCUUAUGAAACUUACGCUAGUGUCGUUUUGCAACGAGUACGAGGGCACAUUUGUGCCGAUUGACGAGCUCCUACUGGCUCUUCAUAUCGAAGAGUUGGAGGUACACCAAGAAACACUCGAGCAGCUAAUAAUGUCUAUGGUGGACACCAAAUUGAUCAGUGCACUUGUGGAUGAGAAGCAGCGGAGUGUAACAUUCCAAGCUUCUUACGUCCAACGUGACGCCUACAACUCGUCAACGUAUAAACUACGAGUAUUAACAGAAGAGGACGUCAACAAACGGUCAGUCACUAGAGCCAAAGCCAUUCUUCAGCAAUGGGUGGACGAGUAUAUUGCUCCUACAAGAGAGCAGCUACAGCAUUCAAGUUAA
Sungouiella intermedia is the source of this 582-nucleotide messenger RNA. NCBI's taxonomy places the organism in Eukaryota, Fungi, Ascomycota, Pichiomycetes, Serinales, Metschnikowiaceae. The record is from the annotation of a GenBank genome assembly.